AAGCUGCCGAUAGUUCCCCUUGAGAAACUCGGCAAAAACUUGAAAUUUCUUCUUCUCCUCUUGUUAAAUAACAAGCAUAGAACCCAGAAAUCCUUCCCCCCAUCUGCAGAAUUUCGGAUCUGAUCUGCUCUGCUACUUCCGGCUGCUGCUCUGCUGUAUGGGGGUGCGAAUUGCUCUGGUUUUUGGUAAGAUUCAGCCAAGAAAUCAUCUCCUUAGCCUUGAUUUAACUUGGGUUACUCUAAUUUUUGGUUGUGGUUCUUGAAUUUGGGUUAAUUCCGUGAGCUUCCCCUGCACUUGCUGCCGGCUUCUCCCCCCGCCAGGUUCGGUUCUGCAGCUGGGAAAUUGUGGGUUCCUGAUCGUUCUGUCAGUUUAGCACUGAGAUCGAAUCUUCGGUUUUAUGCGAGUGAGAAGCGAAACCGAGGACGGGGAAACCAAGGGGAGUAACAAGCCUUGUAUACUUGUGGGACUCGUCUCACGAGUGCACAGCGUCUACAACGUCCCCGGAUUUGGGUUCUGGGGCGUGACAAAUGGCCUCGAAGGCUCCUAUCUAGAUGUAUUGACGCCUACAUCGUAUAAAUGGGUAUAGAUGUCAAGACCUUUUAACCAUCCCUUUUUCACCUCACCAAUUGCUCUCUGUAAUAGGUCACCAUGGAUUUGUGUUGGGUCAAAUCCUUCUUCCCCUUCUCUAGUUGCAUACUCAUAUGCUAAUUUUUCCUAAAAUCAUAUAAAACACAAACAAAUAAAGUUAAUAUAUGAAU
Messenger RNA from Rubroshorea leprosula, 758 nucleotides. Lineage: Eukaryota; Viridiplantae; Streptophyta; Magnoliopsida; Malvales; Dipterocarpaceae. The record is from the annotation of a GenBank genome assembly.